AUGCCGGAAAUCGACAUACAAGACGCCCCCUCCGAGUUCGAAUCAAGAUCACCUACAGACUCUGCGCCUUCAGCGAGUUACUAUCAUACACCAAAUCUACCACACUCAUCUUCUGCCGGGGUUGCGAAGAAAAGAAAGAACUCGAAGGUCAAAAUGAGCCCUAUACUCAAACGCGCAUCGUCAACUCCCCAAUUGAAUGGGCUCUCCGUUCAAGAGUCGGGAGGUUUAUCGCCCAGCGCUCUUGACAAGAGAAGGAACAAACUGGGUUACCAGCGCAUAUCGAUUGCUUGCUCGGAAGCCGACGACAUGGGCAGGUGCAACAACUGCAUCCGUCUGAAGAAAGAGUGCGUUUUCUACCCUGUCGAUUCGGCCGGUGGUCCAGAGAGUCGCGCGCAAACAAAAGGGUCCAAGGACUCUUCCGUCAUCUCCAACUCGCCAUCAGAGAUGCAUCCUACAGGCCCAAAGCUCGAGCACGAUCAUGAGAUGAGUCGUUUCCCUCAUCUUGCAUCAAACGCGCCUCCAGAAUACGGCUCAGUCGAUCCUAGUACUGGACUGGGCAUUUCCACAGGCAGUAAGACAACCCGUGGCAAGUUUACAGGCUCUGUACUGACCAAUUCUCCAGCACCAGUCGCAUCCGAGUUCGCAUUUGCUCGUCCAGGGUAUCCCGCCAUCUUUGCAGGUGACAUGUCAGGGACUGAGCCCCCAACCCCUGUGCACUGGAAUUCUUCGCAGAUGGGCGACUACUCAAACUACUCGACCACGGCCGAACACAGCCCUAACGUAUAUCCGUCAUUCGCGUUCCCACAGCAAAGAGAUGAAUAUGCUCUUCAGCAGCCUCCGAUGCGUUCCAUGUCGUACGGCCACAUCGAACCUCAGUUACAAAGCUUUGCGCCAGCGGCCACCCCAAUCGAAUACACCAGACCAGGCUCUUCGCAUUACAACCUUACACCACUCGACACUGGAGCACCACCGGUUGGCACCAUUUCGGAAGCUUCCUUAUCGACACCUGUAACUAGCGAGUCCACCAUGCCUCCAAUCGGCAUGUAUCCUCCUCAGUGGGGUUUCUACCAACAACACCAGCCCCCCAUGGGCUUGGACUAUUCAUCUAGACACGAUUCUCUGCCCACACAAUGGUACCACCCUCAACAGCUAGGGCCGGCUUUGACAGAGCACGAUCUACACCAUCAGCAUCAACAUCCCAUGUCUCAGGCCCCGGGAGGCGCAUAUGCCAAAAGACCUUAG
Messenger RNA from Aureobasidium uvarum, 1242 nucleotides. NCBI's taxonomy places the organism in Eukaryota, Fungi, Ascomycota, Dothideomycetes, Dothideales, Saccotheciaceae. The record is from the annotation of a GenBank genome assembly.